UUUAAAGGAUAAAUAUGUUCAAAAUAUAGUCAAAAGCAAUUACAACAUUUUUAUACAAAGACAUUUUUUUAAAAAACGAGUUAAAGUACGGUGUUUUUACGGAUUUAAAAACCUUUAUUUUACCUGACGAGUGUGCGAACGUUCGCAUCCUCCACACCCCCUCCCCUCCCCUCCCGCCGUUCAUCUGUACGCGCGCGUGCUCGCCUCCCUGCGCUCUGAUUGGACAGCGUCGCCUCCGUUCUGGACCGUCUCUUUCACCCGAUUGGUCUGCCGUGUUACGCGCGCACGUGCUUCCGGCUGGGUGUCAGAAAAUGAAAAUAAAAAAAAAAGAAGAAGAAGAAAAAAAAGGCGGCACGCACGCGCGCGGGGGGGAGAUAACGGUUUUUGUGAGGAGCAGAUUCAGAGAUAUUUACGCUGCGGCGGGGAGAAGCCGCGGCACUGCGUCCUGCGUGGAUGUCGGCUCUGCCAGCAGACAUGUCGCCUCUGUAGGUGAUAGAAGCAGCCAGCGCAGACACUCGGGCUUGUUUGUGAAUGCUGACCGUCUAAACUGGAUACCGAAGAGGGGCGGGAGCAACAAGUGGAGUUUGGCGUGGAGAGGCCGACAUUUCUGCCCCAUCACCAGCCAUGGAAGAGCGCAAGGAGCCCGGCAGCGGCCGGGAUUCCACCGAGGACGAGAGCAUGUCGCUGUCGCCGAACCUCCCCUCCCCUGCCAUGAUUCUGCCCCACCAGGCGGCCCAGCAGGCGCACAGAACCACGAACUUUUUCAUAGACAACAUCCUCCGACCGGACUUCGGCUGCAGGAAGGAGCCGGGCUACCGCAGCCAGACGGCGGGCAGAGAGAACGUCAACCCGCUGGGGGCGAGGCCGCACGCCGGCAGCCUCUGCCUGGACUCGAACUGCAGCAGCGACAGCACCUCGUCGUCGCCCGCCUCGUCGUCGUCCUCGUCGCCGUCGUCCAAGCAGAGCUCGGCGAAGCAGGGCGAGGCGGCGGGCGCCGGGACUGGCAGAUAUGCGGACAGCCCGUCAUCUAUUAUGGUUGUGAGCGGCAGCAACGGAGCGUCUCCGCCGAUAACGAAGGAGAGCCAGCCGCUGCUGUGGCCCGCCUGGGUUUACUGCACUCGGUACUCGGACCGGCCGUCAUCUGUUUCCACACCAGGGCCGAGGACACGGAAACUGAAAAAGAAGAAGAACAGCAAGGAGGACAAGCGGCCGCGGACGGCGUUCACGGCCGAGCAGCUGCAGAGACUGAAAACCGAGUUUCAGGCCAACCGGUACAUCACGGAGCAGCGGAGACAGUCUCUGGCGCAGGAACUCAACCUGAACGAGUCCCAAAUUAAGAUCUGGUUCCAGAACAAGCGGGCCAAGAUCAAAAAGGCCAGCGGCUACAAGAACGGGCUGGCCCUGCAGCUCAUGGCCCAAGGACUCUACAACCAUUCUACCACCACCGUGCAGGAGGAGAAGGACGAGAGCGAGUGAGGAGCGCGCGCGCGCGCAACGGACGCUAUUUAAAAACAACAACAACAACAAAAAAGACAGAUUUCUGUUUAUGUGAACGGUAUAUGGACAUAAUUAUAUAAAUGAACGAUCGUUAUUAAAGUUUAUAUAGCCACAGUUA
Messenger RNA from Oryzias melastigma (Indian medaka), 1615 nucleotides. It is a transcript of the gene en1b, whose product is annotated as engrailed homeobox 1b. Gene Ontology annotation, cellular component: nucleus. The transcript has 2 exons. The record is from RefSeq and is a predicted model, not a curated record. NCBI's taxonomy places the organism in Eukaryota, Metazoa, Chordata, Actinopteri, Beloniformes, Adrianichthyidae. Gene Ontology annotation, biological process: regulation of transcription by RNA polymerase II; neuron differentiation; multicellular organism development. Bases 625 to 1476 code for a protein of 283 amino acids. Gene Ontology annotation, molecular function: DNA-binding transcription factor activity, RNA polymerase II-specific; RNA polymerase II cis-regulatory region sequence-specific DNA binding.